CCAGGCUGAACUGGCAACUCCCAAAAUAGCAGCACAGCGAAUUCGGGAGCAUCUGAGAAAAAAAAAUGGCUGAAAUAAUUUCACCAAUAACUCGACAAGUAACUAAAGGAAGCCAGGAAAGUGUGACCUCUUCUGUGGAAAUUAAUCUCAAAGACGUCGAAAAUUGUUUAAUUUACGACGGGAAUGGAGUCUCUAUUCCGUUCAGGACCCUAUACCAAGACAGGAAAUCGGUCAUAAUUUUUGUGCGGAAUUUCUUGUGCUACAGCUGUAAAGAGUAUGUGGAUGAUUUGGGAAAAAUACCCAGAGAAGUACUGGAGGAUGCUGAAAUUAGACUGGUUGUGAUUGGUCAAUCUGCUCAUCGUCACAUAGAGCAAUUCUGCUUGCUCACUGGGUAUCCAUAUGAGAUAUAUGUGGACCCAGAGAGGUGCAUUUACCAAAAGCUGGGGAUGAAGCGAGAGGAGACAUUCACAGGCUCUGCACAGCCUAGUUCCCAUGUCAAGUCUGGUGUUUUUAUGGGCCAAAUGAAGAGCGUAUGGAGAGCCAUGACUAGUCCUGCAUUCGAUUUUCAGGGUGAUCUACAUCAACAAGGUGGAGCCAUCAUUGCAGGACCUGGCUCUCACGUUCAUUUUUCCCAUUUUGAUAUGAAUCGGCUGGACCAUAUGCCCAUCAACUGGCUCCUUCAGCUCGCAGGAAUCCAGCAGACUAUUGACUUCAGCGAUAAGCCAAAAAUUAUUCAUGUCUAGUUAGGUGCCUUCCUGAAAGUGUGCUUCAGCCCAUGUCACUACUGUAAUCACACAUAGAGUGUAUAUACAGUGGGGUCCAAGCUCUAAGACCACUAAAUAAGAUCGUUUCUGAUUGGUAUUUGAGUUUAGCAAGAUUGGCAAACAGAACAUUCCAAUGAUUUUAUCAGCUUAGCAUACCCCUCCCUCCUCUUCUGUCAUCUCUCUUCGCUUUAAUAAUAUCACUCGAGCUGCAGUGCACUCUGCAAGUUUGUACAAAAACUGAUAAGGCAUGUUUUCCUGACAUGAUCUUACAGUGUUCCAAAUAACUUCUUGGGAGGUGAGUGAAUGCUUGGCUUUUCCAGUGCCCCCUUUAAAUGUUCAACAGGGCUGGGGUCUGGUGACUGUGGAGGAAAAAAGUCAAUGGCAGUCAGCUUAGUCUUAUUUGGUUUUCAAAUAAUUCGUGCAAAACUCUGCAGGGUGUUAUUUGUCAUUCAAGGGCUGAAUAUUCCCACUAUGUUUUAUGUGGGUUUGGCUUUGUCUCCUUACGUACAUUCUUAUGUUACCAGCAUAAAUCCCAAACUUGGAUUUAACAGUUUUUUUUUUUUGUUUGUUUGUGCCUUAGCCAACUAUUUGCCCUUGUUCCCUUUCUGAGAAGUGGUUUAGAGAACACUAUCUGUGUGGGACAUUUACUAGGCAGCUUUUGACAGGACUUUAGCAAUUUGGAGUUUUAUAUUCUUUAUUUAACCAGUUCUGUUUAUGAUGAAGAUACUUUUUUUUUAAAUCUCACUAAAAAAAAAGAAGUGUUAUGCAUGAAUUUUCUGAUGUUGAGGUCAUGUUCGGUCUUUGCUUUGGGUACAGCUAAAGGAAAUCUGACUCUACAUUGGAGUUAAAAUAGUCUGUGCUGAAAUUUUGAUGAAAACUGAACAAUGACCUAGAAGUGGAGUCAGAUUUUAAAUAUAUCUUAUUACAUUUCCAUUUUGUCCAGGUUUACAUAAAUAUGACAGAUUUUCAAUAUAGUUUCCACUGUGAGUUGCUUGAUAUGUUGUGUCACUGUUGCAACAAGGAGAGUUCUGUCAGUAACAAAUAUUUUAGUCUGAAGCACUGAGAGCUUUUUCUUGGCCUUGGAAACAGUAUAGGAUUUUUUUUUUUUAAUGCAUUACUGGCAUUUUCCAGCAUUUCCAAUCACAUGUCAAGAACUGAUGGUUAUGCUUGAUGUAAGAGGAUUUUCUUUGUUUUGAAAUACAGUCUGUGGCCUGAAAGCAUAAGUGGUUUAAGUGGGGUAUCAGUGCGUUUGUGCUUAGUUUUCUCCUUUUUUCUAUAUUAUGGUAUGUUAUGUUUUGUUAAUAU
Messenger RNA from Archocentrus centrarchus (flier cichlid), 2069 nucleotides. RefSeq names its product peroxiredoxin like 2C (gene prxl2c). The transcript is spliced from 6 exons. Bases 66 to 743 code for a protein of 225 amino acids. NCBI's taxonomy places the organism in Eukaryota, Metazoa, Chordata, Actinopteri, Cichliformes, Cichlidae. The record is from RefSeq and is a predicted model, not a curated record.